AUGGAACUUGAAAAAGAAAAAAAAGAAUUAAAAUUGCAUUUUACUUUUAAUCAUAGUCAGGCGGUGCAGGCGGGCAAUGUGUUGUAUGUUUCUGGUUCUUUAGGCCUAGAUGAGAAGACGUUGAAACCGGUCGAGGGUGGAGCAGCGGCUGAGGCUAGGCAAUCACUAAAAAAUAUCCACGCGAUACUUAAACAUGCUGGCACUUCAUUCGAUAAAAUUACUAAGACCACAGUACUGCUGAGUGAUAUUAACAAUGCUAAGUUUGUAAACGAAGUCUAUCAAGAAUUUGUAAAAGAACCGUAUCCGGCCAGAUCUACUUAUCAAGUGGCUAAAUUACCAUUGGACGCGCUUGUGGAAAUCGAAGUCAUUGCUAUUGUCGAGGAAUGAUUUAACACCAUCAAUUUAUUACAAAACUAUGAAUACCUACUAUUGAACUAUUUUAAUAAGGCGAUCUAUUUUAUGUCUAAUAUUAAUCUAGGUACAGUUUGAGACGCGUUGUAUAUUAUACAUUUUGUUCUAAAGCUAAUAUUGUAGUGACAUGUAGAAUGUAGUUUUAAUUAAUAUGUAUUAUGUAGGUAUAGUGUAUAUUUGCCAAUUAUAUGCAAACAUUAAUAAUGUUAUAAUAGGUAGGUACAUAAUAAUAUGUAUUGUCUUCAUUUAUUUUAUAUUAGGUAGGUAUAAACUUAUAACCAAAUAUCCCUAGUCCACUGUAAUAAAUUGCACGAAUCAUUAUGAAAUAGAAACUAUUUCGUCAUGACAAAUGACAAUCAUAGGAUGAUCCUGUUGAGAGUCUAACAAUAUCCUAGCAGCUAGGUAGAUGUAUGGGGUGAUAUUAAUUGGGGCUAGGGCUGACGUUUUUUUUGGUAUACCGGUUCCAAAAAUUCCCCUAAUACUGGUACCUAGCAUAGGCGCAAAUAGCGUUUGGGAUUUUUUUUUUUGGGGGGGGGGGGCGGUUAAAACCUUACUUUUAUAAUAUUGAAUAAGCUUAAAGUAGUAAAUGUUUGCGGGGGCUAUGGACAUUUUUGGAGGGGGCUUAGCCCCUAAAGUCCCCCCUAUUUGCGCCUAUGGUAUUUCCAUAUUUGCGCCUAUCUAAUUUCAAUACUGCCAACCCUAGUCUAUGGGUGUGAAUUUAUUUAAUUAUUUUUAACUCACUUUAAAACAUAGCUUCCUUAAUCCUUACCAUAAAGUUUUCAUAAAGUUUACUAAUGAAUUCAAUUUUGGAACUAUUUUUUACAUUUUAUCUUUUUUUUGGAAAUUUUUUCAGUCUUAUUAGUUUUUUUUCAGAAUACUUUUAAUAAUUUCUUUCAUUUAAAACUUUAUACACAUUUUAUGAAUUAUUGGUUGAUAUAUCAAAACAUUUUACACUUGAUAGAUUUUUGUAUUUUUUUUUGUUGAUUACAAUUUUUUAAUCUUUACUACCUAUAUUUAUACCACAGAAUAACUGCUUAUACAGCUGUGCAUUUUAUAGUUUUAUACUGACUUCUUUGAAAUUUUAGUAGCCCCAGUAAUAACGAAUAAUUAAUACCUAAUAGUUAACACAUAAUUAGAGUGUUAAUAUUUAGUUUAUAUACAUAGCAAUAUAGCAUUAUUAUACAGGAUUGAGAUGUUUUUUAUAGUAAUUGGAUGAUCCCGAAUCCUGAUCCUGUAUUCCUGUUAGUGUCAACUGAUUAGAUACUAUUUAAUUUAUAUUUCGAUAUUAAUACAUAUAAAAUGUAUAAUAAACAAUAGUAUUUUACUAUUAUAAUAUUACUACCCAGUACCCAAUAUGUUUCCUAGGUACCAUCCUAGCUACUUGAUCUAGGUAGGUCGGUAGAUCAACAUUUGAUAGGUAUUUUUUUACCUUGGGUAUAUUAUAUUCUAUUGAUUUAAUUUGUUAUAUAGGGCAGUUGUAUUGUAUUUAAACGGUUAUUUACAGAAUAUAGUAUAAUUAUUAAUUAUAAUGAUUUUAUAAUACAUUAUAGAUUAUAAUAUAAUAUAAUCAUUAAUCAAUGGUAUAAUAUACAACCAUAACCAUACACAUUUCCUUAUAAAGACACUACUUAGUACAUUAUUUCACUGUCUCAUAUUUUUGUCCAAAAGGUUUUUUAGGUAUUUUUAAUUAUUCUUAAUACCCAAAGACUCAACAAGAAACUAAAUUCUGUGAGAGGAUCUUCAACCUCACUUAUAUUUUAACAUUUCACAUAUUAUUAUAAAUAGGUAUACAUGAUUUAUUAUUAAUUUCCCAAAGUAUAGCUAAUGCAUCAAAUAAUAAAUUAUUGAUACAAAAUUAUUUUCACAAAAACUACAAAUAAUACAAUAUAAAUAUAAAAAAAAAAAAAUUUUUACAAAAUACAUAUCGUCACAUUUAUGCUAGAAUCUAGUAAAUACAUUAUAAUAGUUGUACAUAUUAAUGUAUAUCAUGUUACUGUUUAACUCAAGUUUGAUAACCAAUAUUCAAUUUCAGUUAGAUCUUAGUUUGCUUAAAAUGUCAAAAUAAACCUUUGUGGUCCUGGAAAUAUGCUUAACUUUAAAUAAGAUUGUAGGUUUUUUUAUGACUCAUAAAUUAAUAAGAGGAAGGAAUCACAAAUAAUUGUAAUACUUAUCUAGGCCCAAAUUUAUUUUAUCAGAUAUUAAUGACGUAUUUAAUAAAUACUUUUACGAGUACACUACCCAUGCAUUUUUUGUCUCCGUCAUACACACGUAUGACAAAGCAAAUUUUCAUUCAUUAGUUUCAAUAGUGUGCUGUUAUGAUAUUAGAGUGCAUUCACCUUAUACCAAAAUUUUAGGUAAGAACAUUAUCUGUGCUUAAGCGUUGUCGAUUUUUCAAUAUUUUAACUUUCAAGCGAGAUGUGAUCAUUUUUAAUUUGUAAUACUAUAUAAUUCGCCGACACUUAAGCACAGAUAAUGAAAUUACCAAAAUUACCAAAAAGUUUGAUAAUAUCAAAACUAACAGCACACUAUUGAAAACUAGUGAAUGAAAAUUCCCUAUGUCUUAAGUGUGUUAGAACGUCCUCUUAACAAAUAUUAUUUGAGUAAGGAAGCACUUAAUAAUUUACAAGACACUACUUUAAUACUACUCAAAAAUUACCCACUUAUUAAUGAUGAUUAAAUAAAUACAUAGUGUGAAAGCCAAAUUAUAUACAAUAUCUUACUAUCAAACCUCAUUGGCUUGAUUGUUCAUUAUUUGAGCCUAAACAUGUGUUCAACCUUAUUCAUAAGUCAUGUAAAUGUAAAAUAUAUGAAAGUGAAACUAGAUAUUUUAUAGAAAAGCAUUAAUUUAAUUGUGAGUAAAAUUUUAUAAGUAUAAAAUUAUAGAAGGACCAUAAUACUUGUGAUCAUAUUUACACAUAUUGUUGGUCAUGUUUCAUCAAAUUGCAUAGGUCUUAAAUUACUGUCUAUAAGUACUCUGUAUUUCAACUAUGUAUUUACAGUUGAAUAAGGUAUUUUAAAGUUCAAGGGGAAAGAAAAAAUGUUGAAAUAUUAAAAAUCAAUGAGGUAUUAUUGUGGUGGAAAGAGAAUUUUGUAUAAUCGCUAUCAAAAAUGUAGAGUAGACUGUAAGUGCAUUUUUUUAGAUCAAAUGAUUUCUAAAAAAAAAGAAUGUUUAUAAUAUGACAACUGGUAUAUUAUGUAUAAUUAAAGAUAUUUAUUAUAAAAUCAA
Molecule: messenger RNA, 3637 nt
Organism: Metopolophium dirhodum (rose-grain aphid)
Lineage: Eukaryota; Metazoa; Arthropoda; Insecta; Hemiptera; Aphididae
Product: rutC family protein UK114-like
Exons: 5
Coding region: 1-387 (128 amino acids)
Cellular component (GO): cytosol
Molecular function (GO): deaminase activity
Source: RefSeq, a predicted model, not a curated record